AUGAGCAAGAAAUAUGUAUACUGGGAAAAACAAGGUAAUGAUCGUAUGUGUGGAUUGCAUUGUAUAAAUAGUAUCCUUCAAGGCCCAUAUUACAGUGAAGAUGUAUUGGCUAGUAUUGGAAAAGAAUUAGAUGAGAAAGAGAAUGAAUUUUUAAGAAGCUCAUCUAACGAUUUAGUAAGAAAUAAUUCAUUUAAUGUAUUAGAUGAUGGAUUUAUAAAUAUAUCUGUAAUUAUUGAAAGUUUAAGAAGAAUGAAUAUAUUAUUAAAACAUGUUUUUGAAGAAGAUUUAAUUAAAAUAAUAUCUAGUAAUCAUCAAGAUAUUGGUUAUAUUUGUAAUUUACAAGAACAUUGGUUUAGUAUACGUAAAAUUCAUAAUACUUGGUAUGUAUUAGACAGUUUAAAAAGUUCACCUUUAUAUAUUAAAGAUAUGAAUUUAAAAUUUUAUUUUAAUGAUGUUAUUAAAAAAUAUCAUAUAUUCUCUGUUCAGAAUAUAAAUCCAUAUGUAUCUUUACCCAAACCAGAUAUCAAUUUUAUACCUAAAAAUAUUAAUCAAUUUUAUAUCCCAACGAAUGAAAUAUCUGAAAUUUCAGGAGUAUCAGAUAGCUUGUUAUUAGAAGAUAAAUAUAACCUGAACAAGUCAGAAAAUUAUUCAGCAUUUAAUCAAAUAAAUAACACACCAAAUUUUCGUUGGCCAGAAAAUGGGGGUAGAAGAUUGAACGAUGAAAUAAAUACAACAAAUAUGAAUAAUGUGGAUGACGAUGAUGAUUUAAAAAUAGCAUUAAAAUUGUCUAUGGAGGAAUAUAUUAAGAAUAUGGUUCCACCACUUGAAGAAAAAUCAAAUGAAAAUUGUAUAAAUGUGAUGGUUAAAUUGCCGAAUAAAAAAAUCCAGAAAAGGUUCAGUUUUACUAAAACAUUAUCAGACUUAUUUUAUUGGAUUGAAUAUGAGUCUGCUCAGGGCCAAGAUAUUACUUCAUCUUUACUUUUUAAAAAUAAUUAUUUCCUUUAUCAGUUAUACCCAAGGAGAAAAUUUUGUAAAUAUCAAAAUGGUUCUAUCGAAUUACAUACCGGAGGCAAGACCGAACUGGUUCAUGAUAAAUGCCUGAAAGAUUUGAACUUUGAAAAAGAGGAAACAUUUAUGAUGUCCUAA
Plasmodium adleri (nom. inval.) is the source of this 1146-nucleotide messenger RNA. RefSeq names its product ataxin-3, putative. NCBI's taxonomy places the organism in Eukaryota, Apicomplexa, Aconoidasida, Haemosporida, Plasmodiidae. Gene Ontology annotation, cellular component: nucleus. Bases 1 to 1146 code for a protein of 381 amino acids. Gene Ontology annotation, biological process: protein deubiquitination. Gene Ontology annotation, molecular function: cysteine-type deubiquitinase activity. The transcript is spliced from 5 exons. The record is from RefSeq and is a predicted model, not a curated record.